Lingula anatina is the source of this 1288-nucleotide messenger RNA. Its product is annotated as integrator complex subunit 10. Gene Ontology annotation, cellular component: integrator complex. The record is from RefSeq and is a predicted model, not a curated record. NCBI's taxonomy places the organism in Eukaryota, Metazoa, Brachiopoda, Lingulata, Lingulida, Lingulidae. Gene Ontology annotation, biological process: snRNA processing.
GCGCAUAUAGAUCUACGCAGGUUAUUUACAGUAAUGGCAGCCUCCAUGGAAGAGGACGUGACUUCCUUACGACCAGAAAGUUGGUUAAUUCAUCGUGCAAAAAGCUGCUUGAAAACAGAUGGGUGCGCUGCAAAAGCAUGGCUCAUCACAGCCCGUACUUUGUUCCCACAAAAUUUUGAUAUAAAGUUUGAAGCCUAUGAAGUAGAAAAGAAUGCCAGGAAUAUCAAACUUGCUGCAAAGGACUUACAGGAAAUGUUGAGUAGUUUCAAAGAAGAGCCUCGCCUGAACCAGGAACUCCAGGCUGUCUCUGAUGCUUUACAGGCAGAGGGCGCUGAUCCCAAGACAGCACUGUAUAAAGAUAUAUUCAGUGCGCUGCCUGCUGAGACCCAGCGCCAGAUGCUACUGUCUGUGAUCAGUCAGAAACAAGAUGUCCUCCACCAGUGUAAAGCCACAUUAUUGAUAUUGAGAAGAUUUCCAGAUCUUGUUCCGGACACAGGGGUUAACUUGGCUGAGAGUCUUCUGUCAGCAGAGAAACAUGCCCACUUCCACACUGCUCUCAACUGCUACAGGAAAUACUUGGUUCACGACCUGCUUCCCAUCAUGCUGAACUGCAAGGAGGCCAGCCUGGCACACAAACAGCUCUACAAGUGGCUGCAGAAAAGCAUCGAGUUUUACAUCUCCUAUAUAACGCAGCCCCCUCCUCUGGAUGCUGGGUUAUCUUCUCCAGAUAUGAUGUCUCCAACAAAAAAACUAACAAUGUCCUUCUCCGGCAAACGUCUCCAAGCCAUCCAAGGACUUGCUGAGAAGGACAGUCACAUUCCACGUCCUUGGCAGACUUUGUUUGACAUCGUCACGGCAACAGGGCAACAGCUGGGGUGGGAGAUUGGGGACUUCUUUGUGAAGACCAGUCGAGAAGCCCAGUGGCAAGAAAUUCUCCUCCUUCAUAACAAAUGUCAGCAGUCAGACCACAGUGGCCUACACAGACAGCUGUUAUACUGUACUCUCAUAUUACUACUGCAGUGCAUUCAUGACUACCAGACUAGGAUGGAUUCUGGGCUUUUUACAGGUAGCAGUAAUCACCAGGAGUCCAUUGCAUUAAUGGAAGGAUUUAAGGCUGAUGGAGAUGAAGGAAGGGUGCAUGGGCCCAAGCAUAAAAAGCUGAAAGUUGAAAGCACCAUACCCCAGAUCCACAGUAAUUCCAAUAUUCCUGACUCCAAUGUGUUGAUGCAGAAUAUGUUGACAGCAUUUAAGUGUUGGGAGAUGCUGCAUGUGGACAGCCUAGAGAAGG